AUGAACAAGCUGCUCUUGUCACUCGCUCUCUUGUCGGCGGCAUGCCUUGCACCCCGUGCUGAUGCCUUUGUCAGUCCACAAGUUGUUGUCGGCAAGAACACGGCACUCUUCUCGUCCUCUCCCGAAGAACAACCAGAAGAAAAACCCGAGGGGCUAAUUCUGGAUGCUUCCGCAGUACAAGAACAAAUGGGAAAGUUAAGGAGCAAAUAUCCCACCUCGGAAGCAGACUACUUGGCAGCUGCCCGCAAACGAGCUGAAAUGAAAGUGGAAAGUCAAAACAGCGCUUCCACGGCUGAAGACUGGAAAAAGGUUGCCAUGGAAAAAGAAAAGCAACCAGGUGGAAGGAGCGAUGAUUGGGAAGCAUCAAAAGCAGAAGCCGGAAAUGAAGAUUCGCAAAUCUUGAUCCCCGUGGACUUGAGUGGUGAAGGUGGGGAGGAAGAAGAGCCCAAGUUGUUGUUGUAA
Messenger RNA from Seminavis robusta, 462 nucleotides. The record is from the annotation of a GenBank genome assembly. Lineage: Eukaryota; Bacillariophyta; Bacillariophyceae; Naviculales; Naviculaceae.